GUGGGCUCUGGGAAUGAGAUUGUCUUUGGGACACAAUAUCAUAACACAGCAUCAAGUCGUCCAUGAAGUCCACGAUUUUGCUUUUUCCUCUAGUUUUUCUCCUGACCUCAGUGUUGUCGUUAGCUCUAUGUUUCUCCGAUCAUCCUGUCUUGCUGAUAUCGGUGGACGGUCUAGGAUGGCAAAAAACAGGAGAUCUCACCCCUAACCUCAACGCCUUCGGAAAGACCGGGGCUAAAGCAAAGUACCAGUUAGCGGGAACUCCGACAAGAACUUGGCCAACACACAUAACAUGGCUUACAGGGCUUUAUCCAGAGUCGCAUGGGCUGAUUUCUGAUCACUUUUGGGACCCUGUUUAUCAAGAAAAUUUUACACUUCAGUAUGAUUGUUCUAACUAUGACACAAAGUUUUACAACGCAACUGAACCGCUAUGGCUGACAGUGCAAAAGCGGGGAGGAAAAUCGGGAGUUUAUUUUUGGCCGGCAUCUCAUGCUUACCACGAAAAACCAACCUACACUGAACCACCAUUUUGUCUGGUUGAUUGUUCAAAAAUUAAACCGAAAGAUCUACCAAAGUACCGAGAAAAAACCCGCAAAGAAUACCCCCCUUAUAUUCACUGUUUCAACAACCGAAGCAUAGCAUUUAAAGAUAGGGUUGACACCGUAUUGAGUUGGUUGACCUCCGAAGACACGCCGAAGUUCACAGCGUUCUACAUAAAUGAACCAGACGGAACUGGGCAUAGGCUAGGACUGGACUCAGGCGAUUAUGAUAGACAGCUUGUCAGAGUUGAUAAGGAUGUGAUUGGUCGUUUUAUUUCAGGCCUAAAAAAAGCACAACUAUAUGACCAAGUUAAUACUAUAAUUGUCUCCCCUCAUGGUUUAGUGCGCACAUCUUCUAGCAGAGUGAUAUAUCUCAGUGACUAUAUCAACACAGCGUCAAUCAUGCUGUCAGAAGAAGGCGUGGUUGGUCACAUCUGGCCACACCAUGGAUAUGAGGAUGAUGUUUAUGCUAAUUUGACAUCUGCCAAUCACCCCAACAUGCGAGUGUACAGAAGAAAUGAGAUUCCAGAGGAUUUGCAUUGGAGGAAUAAUCGUCGAAUUCCUGCCAUUUACCUUGAUACUGAUCUUGGAUGGAGUGUACAGCUCAACCGGCCUAACCACAUCACUCCUUGGGCAUUAGCUAACCAUGGUUGGAGGCCAUCAGCAGAGUAUGGAGGAGUUUUCUAUGCACAUGGUCCAGCAUUUAAACAGGGCUACGAGUCCACACAAGUGGUAAAAGCUGUUGAUGUUUAUUCACUGCUUUGCCAACUAUUGGGUACUGAGCCACUGCCAAAUAAUGGGACGUUAAAGAACAUGAUAGAGUAUUUAGUGGAAGGUACAGAAUGGACACAAGAAAUCCAGACUGAGUUAUAAGUACUGUAAAUGCUGCACUGUCACACAAAAAGACAUCAGAAAAUGACAUUUUAAUAUAGUAGGAGGCACAAGAAGUAUAAACAGAGAUAUAAUAAAAAAUUAAGAUAUUCUCAUGUUGAAUGAAAGAGCUUUUUUAGAGGGUAUUGAAUUAACUAGAUGCAGUUGCAAAUUCAACAUCCCAAACACUAAAGCACUUACUAAAUAAAAUUGAUAGAAAUUGUUUUGACAACACUUCAUUUCUUUUACUAUAAAUAGUUGCUCCAAAAUUGCAAAUAAAAACAUGUAGAUAUUGAGCUUA
Messenger RNA from Nematostella vectensis (starlet sea anemone), 1707 nucleotides. RefSeq names its product ectonucleotide pyrophosphatase/phosphodiesterase family member 5. The record is from RefSeq and is a predicted model, not a curated record. Bases 63 to 1409 code for a protein of 448 amino acids. Lineage: Eukaryota; Metazoa; Cnidaria; Anthozoa; Actiniaria; Edwardsiidae. The transcript has 2 exons.